Molecule: messenger RNA, 6695 nt
Organism: Coregonus sp. 'balchen'
Lineage: Eukaryota; Metazoa; Chordata; Actinopteri; Salmoniformes; Salmonidae
Source: the annotation of a GenBank genome assembly
CUCGUUGAGUUUAUUCUGUCGCUUCCGUGUCCGGUGAACCGACUUCACAUUUGGAAGAACUUGUCCGCUGUACGGUAUGUUCUAUCUUCAAAUGGCAUCUAAACAUCCACAUUUUAAUGUUUGCAUUGUAUAUUCCAUUGGGACAGACGAUCAAAUUUGAUAUGAAAUACCUGGAAUUAUGUUUGGUCGAAGAUUAGUUCAUAUCCACUGCAGCUGGGCUCUGACCUUGCUGUGUUGGCUAGCCAACUGAGUUAGCUAGCUAACUGCUAGACCUUCAUCUGACUCUUGCUCUUUGAACGUAAAAUAUUAUUUUGUAUGUCUAAAAUAUAACUAAAUAAGCUGAUGUAGCUAAAUUUAAAAUAUCCACUUAGCUACAUUGUUGGAUUUUAGUAGCUAGGCAAAGCUAACGACUAUUUGCUAGCUAGCCUAACGUUAGCUUAGUAGCUUGAGAGCUAGUUAAAACAUUAAAUAGCUUGCUAUCUGUCAGCAAACAUGAGUUUGGCGCUGUCAGAACUUCUAUUGGCUUUUUGUGUUGGUUAGGACUCAAAUCAGUUAGCCAGAUAAUAGCAACAUCUCUAACAUUAGCCACUAGGUGACCGUGUUGUUGAGGAGUCCGGCUUACUAGCUUCUGAUCUCAAUGCGCUGCCAGUCAGUGUCACCUGUGACUUGAACCUGCCUGAUCGGUCAGUGUUCAUAACAUUACAUUAACUGUUUUGUUCUUUCGUGUUAUGGUCUGUAUCUCUCUUGUGGGGUUUUAGCAGCUAUAUAGAAUAUUUACCCUUUUUCCAACCUUUUGACAGACGCAGACAGAAAGAUGGCUGGGAAACGUGCAGCAUUGAAAGCCAUUGACUGGUUGGCCUUUGCUGAAAGGGUUCCCCCCAACCAGAGGGCCAUGUUCAACAACCUCAAGACGCGCUCAGACGCCAUCGGUGCCAAGUACGUAGCCUACCCCGAGUUAGCGUUUAGGUCUAGUUCAUGACUACGACUUCAGAGCCAGCCAACUGAGGACAACCUUUUCACUUGCAUUGAUGUCAAUGGGAAACUGAGUAAAACAUUUUUUACGAUUCUCCCUUUUAGCUUUUUAUAUGCCAAUGUGAAAGUCGUGUAGUUGGAAUUGAAUUACAAGGUAUUGUCAACCAAGACACAUAGGUUGCUGCAAAGUGAGUGGGUCUCAUACAUGCAUGUUAGUGUAAAUGAAAAGCUCCACAAUCUCACUCCCACAAUUAUUGUUUUAUAAGUGCCAUCAAUGAGCUGUUGUUGAUGGCUGUCUCUACAGGCUGUCCUCUCUGCCAGAGAAGCCUGUCACCAUCGACUGGAGCUUCUACAAGACCAAUGUGGCCAGAGCCGGCAUGGUGGCCGAGUUUGAAUCCAAGGUGAGAUUCCAAGGCCUGUGAUGAGUAUUAAAUGCGUUCCACCUGGGGAAAAGAAAGUUACACACUCUUAACUAUAUUAGUCUCAUGUGGUAUUCUGUCCACUGUGUGGCAUGUGCUGUAACACUGGUUCAGUCUAGGGCUGUUAUGGUGGCCGUCUUACCGCCACACCGGCAGUCACGAGUCAUGAUGGCUGUCAAAUUCCAUGUGACAAUCACGGUAAUUAGGCUUCUCCAAGCUCUGAUGCUGCUGAUGGUAAUUAGUAGCCUACCGAAACUUGCUAACUGCCUGGUACUCAGCACUCCAUUGUCCCUCUAACCACUGACUUUUACAUUUUAGUCAUUUAGCAGACGCUCUUAUCCAGAGCGACUUACAGUUAGUGAGUGCAUACAUACAUUUUUUAUACUGGCCCCCCGUGAGAAUCGAACCCACAACCCUGGCGUUGCAAACGCCAUGCUCUACCAACUGAGCUACAUCCCUGCCGGCCAUUCUCUCCCCUACCCUGGACGACGCUGGGCCAAUUGUGUGCCGCCCCAUGGGUCUCCCGAUCGCGGCCGGCUACGACAGAGCCUGGAUUCGAACCAGGAUCUCUAGUGACACAGCUAGCACUGCGAUGCAGUGCCUUAGACCACUGCGCCACUCGGCAUCAAUGCGACUGUAAUUGGAAAUCUAAUUAAACACUUAGUGAGAGCCCAUGAGCUCAUUUUGCGCAACAUUUCUAUAGGCUAUGCAAUUGCGUGAGAAAACAGAGUGAUGGCCUCUACUAAAAAGAGGAGGAUCCCAUCAGCUUUCUAUAGGCUUACAAUUUUUUUUCUCAAUUUUCCUAAAAUUAAGCACAUUGCUUCUCUUUACAACAGGAGUAUAGCCUACCUGGCUGGCAUGAAAAUGAACCACGGAAUAGUGUCCUUCAUUCGCUAUUUAAGUGCAUAGAUGACAUGUGUUUUUUCCCCUGCCCAUGUUUCAAGACAGGUGCAUGAUAAUGGUCCAUUCUAAAUCAAAACAAAUUUCACACAUAUAUUACUUAGUAUAUGUAAAGACAAAAUGAAAUCAAGAAUAGUCUGAUGGGUGACAAUAUCAGCCUAUCACUUGUGAAUGAUAUAUUUGGCGGCGGGAAAAAUUGAGGCAUUAUCAAGUGCUUGUGAAAUUGCGAAAGAGAGACUGAUGAAGUGUGUACAGCCUGUGCAAAAAAACAAAGCAGAGCUCAUGCCUUUCAUGUGACUUUUUUCAAAUCAUCAUUAGUCUCAUCAUGCAGCCUUAGAAUGUAUAAAUAAAUCUAAACAUAUAGCCCAACGUUUGUAUCACAACUGAAGUUGCAUAAAUAACUCUAAAUUAAGCAUAUAGGAGUACCUGUUUCUUGUUAACCGCUCAACACAGAAUAGCCGCAUGUGCGCACUCCCUCAAAUCCUUUGGAGAAAAUAUCAUUUUUAUUUUAUUCAGCUACAGUGGGGAAAAAAAGUUUUUAGUCAGCCACCAAUUGUGCAAGUUCUCCCACUUAAAAAGAUGAGAGAGGCCUGUAAUUUUCAUCAUAGGUACACGUCAACUAUGACAGACAAAUUGAGAAAAAAAAUUCCAGAAAAUCACAUUGCAGAAUUUUUUAUGAAUUUAUUUGCAAAUUAUGGUGGAAAAUAAGUAUUUGGUCACCUACAAACAAGCAAGAUUUCUGUCUCUCACAGACCUGUAACUUCUUCUUUAAGAGGCUCCUCUGUCCUCCACUUGUUACCUGUAUUAAUGGCACCUGUUUGAACUUGUUAUCAGUAUAAAAGACACCUGUCCACAACCUCAAACAGUCACACUCCAAACUCCACUAUGGCCAAGACCAAAGAGCUGUCAAAGGACACCAGAAACAAAAUUGUAGACCUGCACCAGGCUGGGAAGACUGAAUCUGCAAUAGGUAAGCAGCUUGGUUUGAAGAAAUCAACUGUGGGAGCAAUUAUUAGGAAAUGGAAGACAUACAAGACCACUGAUCAUCUCCCUCGAUCUGGGGCUCCACGCAAGAUCUCACCCCGUGGGGUCAAAAUGAUCACAAGAACGGUGAGCAAAAAUCCCAGAACCACACAGGGGGACCUAGUGAAUGACCUGCAGAGAGCUGGGACCAAAGUAACAAAGCCUACCAUCAGUAACACACUACGCCGCCAGGGACUCAAAUCCUGCAGUGCGAGACUUGUCCCCCUGCUUAAGCCAGUACAUGUCCAGGCCCGUCUGAAGUUUGCUAGAGUGCAUUUGGAUGAUCCAGAAGAGGAUUGGGAGAAUGUCAUAUGGUCAGAUGAAACCAAAAUAUAACUUUUUGGUAAAAACUCAACUUGUCGUGUUUGGAGGACAAAGAAUGCUGAGUUGCAUCCAAAGAACACCAUACCUACUGUGAAGCAUGGGGGUGGAAACAUCAUGCUUUGGGGCUGUUUUUCUGCAAAGGGACCAGGACGACUGAUCCGUGUAAAGGAAAGAAUGAAUGGGGCCAUGUAUCGUGAGAUUUUGAGUGAAAACCUCCUUCUAUCAGCAAGGGCAUUGAAGAUGAAACGUGGCUGGGUCUUUCAGCAUGACAAUGAUCCCAAACACACCGCCCGGGCAACGAAGGAGUGGCUUCGUAAGAAGCAUUUCAAGGUCCUGGAGUGGCCUAGCCAGUCUCCAGAUCUCAACCCCAUAGAAAAUCUUUGGAGGGAGUUGAAAGUCCGUGUUUCCCAGCGACAGCCCCAAAACAUCACUGCUCUAGAGGAGAUCUGCAUGGAGGAAUGGGCCAAAAUACCAGCAACAGUGUGUGAAAACCUUGUGAAGACUUACAGAAAACGUUUGACCUGUGUCAUUGCCAACAAAGGGUAUAUAACAAAGUAUUGAGAAACUUUUGUAAUUGACCAAAUACUUAUUUUCCACCAUAAUUUGCAAAUAAAUUCAUAAAAAAUCCUACAAUGUGAUUUUCUGGAAUUUUUUUUCUCAUUUUGUCUGUCAUAGUUGACGUGUACCUAUGAUGAAAAUUACAGGCCUCUCUCAUCUUUUUAAGUGGGAGAACUUGCACAAUUGGUGGCUGACUAAAUACUUUUUUCCCCACUGUAUGUUCAAUUGUAUUCUUCAUACUAUAAAAUAAUGCCACGGAAUUCUAAGCAAAUCUUGUCUGCUAAAUGAACUAGUGUAGCCCACAGCCAUAUGGCAUAGCCAGAUCAGGACCUAACAUAAGGACAACUCAGAGUAUGCUAUUCUGUUCUUCUGAAACGGACUACAUUUUCUUAUCAUGUUUCUUCAGACCUGUCUAAAAUAAAGAAUGGAUUUAUUGUGAUGGAUUUAUUUGACUUUUUCAAAUGUAGAUGUUCCAAAGGUCUCCAUCAGUGGCUUGUAGGCUAUUCGUGGAAGACAGGAGAUGCUAAAUGUGUUUUAUGUUAAUUAAUGGUCAAUUACCGUGAGACCGGCAGUUAUUUGCUUGACAAUCACCGGCUGACAAUUUCAUGACCGUCCUAGUUCAGUCACAACCAUAUUAGUCUAAUCUAGUAUUCUGUCCACUGUGUGGCGUGCUUUAACCCUGGUUGAGUCACAACAAUAUUAGUCUUAUGUAUUAUUCAGUGUGGUGUGCUGUAACACUGGUUCAGUCACAACAAUAUUAGUCUUAUGUAGUAUUCAGUGUGGUGUAACACUGGUUCAGUCACAACGAUAUUAGUCUUAUGUAGUAUUCAGUGUGGUGUAACACUGGUUCAGUCACAACGAUAUUAGUCUUAUGUAGUAUUCAGUGUGGUGUGCUGUAACAUUGGUUCAGUCACAACAUAACUAAGUUGUUUCAGAGUAGAACAUGUUAUCGUUGAUCCCUAUCAGACAUCGAUGUGAUCAUUAUGAUGAAAUACGUUCUUGGACCAGGGAUGGUGCUGGAACUACAUGCUUCAAUCAAUAAAAUGUAUUUAUAUUAGUGUUGUCAUGGUACCAGGAAGCAACAUGAAGCGGACAGACUUUCUUCAGGAAAACACUCCUGAUGUUGCCUUAUGUUGUCACCCAGAGUGACAUUUGUUUAUUUUGCAAGCUAUAGCACACAAUAAUUUAUAUACAGUAGGUUCUAAAGGACCGUAGAGUUUAGUCUGCUUCCUGUUUUCUUUUUGCUAAGGAAAAUCUGGCAUCGUAGGAUCGCGAUACUGGUAUUAUGACGACACUCAUUUAUAUAGCCCACUGUACAACAACAUUAGUCCCAAAGUGCUUAACAGUUAGCAUUGGUCUGGUCUCAUUCCUCUGUCUCAUCUCCUGACCUCCUCAUCUCACCCCUCUCCUCUCCUCCUGUCCUCAUCUCACCCCUCUCCUCCUGUCCUCAUCUCAACCCUCUCCUCUCUCCAUCUCCUUUCCUCCUCAGUUCUCAGCCCUGACCAUCCCUGAGCCCAAGGACACAGCCACAGCCGCGAUCAACACACAGGAGGCCGAGGCGGUGAGUUGUAGCUCUGGAUUAAAAGAUACUCUGCAGAAUGACUCUUCACUGUUCUGCUGUACUGAUUCAGAAUGACUCUUCACGGUUCUGCUUUACUGAUUCAGAAUGACUCUUCACUGUGCUACUGUUUUGAUUCAGGAUGACUCUUCACUGUGCUCCAGUUCAUUCCUGUAUUAAUAUUACAGUAGCUAGCUAAUUAAUAAUACACUAAAUGUGUAUUAUGGCACUUUGACUCAGACACUUUGAUGUUGUAUUGUUCGUUGUCAUGGAUGAGGUGGUGAUAAAUGGGUUCAGAGUUCCAUUUCAAGAGAAAGAAGCCUCAUUAUGCAAAGCACUGUAACUGCUCUUGAGGCUUCCUUCAUUAUUAUUGGUUAUUUUUCUUCUUUGUUGCAGAACAAAGCUGCUGUUGCCUACGUCGAGGCUUCCAAAGCUCGCAUCGCCCAGUACGGGAAGGAGGUGGGUUACACGCACGCACACACUCCCCUACACACGGAUUUCCCUAGACUUUCUCUUCAUAUUUUAGGAUAUUAGUACACACUCAACAGUAGAACCCCUGAGAAAAACUGCAGUAUUUAGAGACAUGUAGUUCUCUUCUCUCUGUUGAUCCACCUUCCUGUCUUCCAGCUGGAGAAGUUCCAGAACAUGAUUCCCUUCGACCAGAUGACCAUCGAUGAUCUGAACGACACGUUCCCCGAGACCAAGCUGGACAAGGAGAAGCACCCGUACUGGCCCCACAAGCCCAUCGCUGAGCUGUAAACUAAAAGCCCCCAGCGCUUUCUAAAUAAUAUACUUUCCUCUGAUGAAAGGUUGUAUAGUGUCCUGUGUAUAAAGUCAAGUCCUGUUUCAUCUACAAAGACAGUUUGUGAAAUUACUCAACUGUGAGUAAGGUCAUCUGGUCCUUUGAAUGGAAAUAAACAUUUAUGGAAAUUGAAUAUGAA